Messenger RNA from Tetrahymena thermophila SB210, 3516 nucleotides. Its product is annotated as transmembrane protein, putative. The transcript is spliced from 4 exons. The record is from RefSeq and is a predicted model, not a curated record. NCBI's taxonomy places the organism in Eukaryota, Ciliophora, Oligohymenophorea, Hymenostomatida, Tetrahymenidae.
AUGUAAUACAAGAAUGAAAUGGAUGAUCUAUUGAUUUAUCAGCUAGAAUAAUAUAAACUCAAAGAUAUUUUAAAACAAGACUUUGAAGUUUCAUGUAAAGUAAAUAAUACGAUCUAAUAAAUAGUAGAAACAUGCAAAGAAUAAUGUCUUUAACUAUUGGAAAAGAGAAAAAAUGAAUACGAUUAAUAUAUUUAAGAAUAAUAAUAAUAAGAAUUGGUUAAUCAGCCUGGGUAAAUUCCUGCACAGUAUUAAGGAGUUGCAUAAUACGAAGACGAUGAGUCUUAGGAAUUAAAAAAAGCUAUAUAUAACAUUGAUCAUCAUAAGAUGUGGUGCUCCUUUGAUGAAAUUGAUUAGAAUGAGUUGGAAUUUCCUUCAUAUAUGAUUCCUCUAUAUAAAAAACACAAUCAUAUUUUUAGCAUCUGUUGUGUAUUUAUUUUCAUCUAUAAAACUAAUAAGGCUAAGGAUAGUUAUAGGUAGAGAUUGUUUCCUUCUGCCAGCGAUGCUUUUUACUUUAUAGAAUUUUUCGUGAAUAUAAUUCUGUUUGUAGCUUUAUUAAUAUUUGGUGCAAGGAUAAAUGCGAUUGUAUUAGGAUAAAAUGAUGAACAAGAGUAGGAGCUUGUAUAAAUUAACAACUAGAUAGCAAAUGAUGAAGAGGAGUUUUAAAAUAUUCAUAAUUAAAGAGAGCAGCCUUUGCAUCAAAGUGAGGCAUAUGCAAGGAGUUAAAUAAUAAAAAGUUCAAGGUUGCCGAAUAUUAACAAUAUAAACAGUAAAUUUGUAAAUAAUAAUAUCUAAUCUAACUAAUCUGUAAAAAUGUAUGAUGAAAAUUAAAGAGAUAUCAAUCAAAAUAGACACCAUUAUCUGAAUGAUACUCUUAGUAAAUUAAAUGAAACCAAGUAAAUUAAUUAAGAAGAUACUAUUUAUGUAAACUAGAAUGAUAUUGCUUACUCUUAAAUGAAUUUCACAAAUGUGGAUAAACCCGAAGUUACUGAGGCUAACUAAAAAAAUGGGAAUUAGAUAUUUACUUUAAACAAUUAAUUUUUAACUGAAGAAAAUCCUCAUUUGACUAUUUGUAAUAUAGGCGAUAAUAAAAUUAAAAAAUUCCAUAAACCAAAUCAAGUUUAUCCAUUAAAAGAUGAAGAUUAUAAAAAAAAAUAAGAAAUCGAUACAGUCAAAUAGAAUGAUAAAGUAAAUGAAUCUGCAUAUGGAAUGAGCUAUACUAAUUAAGAGACUUAAGAAAAGUCUAUCAGCAGAGUUACCAGCAGCAAAAAUAUAGCUUUAGCAAAUUAAACUAAGACUCUUUAUAAAAAAGAUAUCUCUUAAAAUACACUUACCACAAAAAGUACUUAAAAUAACUUACUUGAUACUACAGCAGACAGAUCACUGAAUCUUACAAGCAAGCAGCUGCUUUAAAUAUCAAAAAUAAAUUAAACUUUUCAGACAAAUAAGAGCAAUUUAAACAAUAUGUUCUUAAAACAUUAAUAUGAUAUGAAUUAUUGGGGGUCUUAAUUUUGUGAAUAUUCACCUGCUAUAAAAACGAGGAGAACUAUUGAUAAGUACAAAAUGGAAAUACCUCCUUCUCUAGAAGACCAUAAAAUGAGUGUAAUUGAAAGUUAGAGACAACUGCAGAUUAAAAAGCAAGAAGAAGAGAGAAUAAAAAGGAUGAAUAUAGCUGAAUAAGAACUUUAAAAUUAGAUUUAAUAGCUUUAGUAAAAUUAAGAUGAAUUAAAAAAGAAAUACGAGUAAGAUUUAGCUAACAAGCUAAGAGAGAAAGAAGAAAAUGAGUAAAAGCUUAAAGAAGAAUUAAAUAGUUUAAUAUUAGAAAGUGAGAGGAAAGAGAGAGAAGCCAAAGAAAGAGAAGAAUAAGAGAGGCUUAGAUAGAUUUAAGAGUAAAAAGAAAGAGAAUAGAAAAAUAAAGAAAUUGAAGAAUAAGAAAAAAAUAAGAAAAUAAGUGAAGCUAGUAGCAAGAAGAAUAUAGCACAGUUAAUUGAUCCUAAUUCAACAAUUUAAGAAGAGGAAGAAUAGAAUAAUAGCAGUCUAAUUAAUAACUCAAGCUAAUAAAAUUAAAAUAAUAAUAUUGAGUAAUCUCCUAGUCUUUAGAGGGAUAACCCCAAUGGUCAAUCGAAAAGUAAGAAAUAAUUUAAAGUUGCUAGCACUUUGAAAAUCAAUCCAUCAAUUAUCGAAGAGGAAGAAGGUUCAGAAAGAGAAUAAAAUUUUAUAGUUUUUGAUGAUGACUAUAAAGACAAAGACACAGAUAGAUAUAUUGACAUAAAUACAUUUGUAAAGUAAGGCAUAGGAGCUCCUAAUAGUGGAUCUUUAUCUUAAUUUCCUUUAAGUGUUUUAAAAGAACCUGACUAUAACAGCUAAGCAGUAAGUAUUGACGAAGAUGAAAAUCACCUCAAUGAAUUAAUCAAACUUUAAGAACUUUCAACAAAAGAAAAAAAUUUAGCCGAAUCGAAGCUAAUUAGCUCUUCAUAAAAGAAUGAAUUAAACGAAAAAGAAAAUAAAUAUUCUGAAAAAAAGAAAAACGAAAGUAUAAAUACAGCAGCAACAACAACAACAACUCAAAGUAAUUCAAAUGCAACGCAAGGUAACAGAAAUUAAAGUUCAAAAGAAGAGUAAGAAAUGAAAUUUGAUAAGUAUGCGACUUUACAAUAAAAGGAUAAUGACAGAUACAAAUCUACGAAAUUUGAAGAAGGAAAUAACACAAUUGAUAUCACAUAAGGAAUUGCUGGUGCUGAUAAUGAUGAUGAUUUAGAUGAUCCAUAAGUCAUUAAAAAAAAUAAUUUCAAUUUAAGCAAGUUAAAUCAAACUGUAAAUAGCUUUUAUGUAUCUAAAUCCAAUACAUAAUCAGAUUUUUUCCAUAAUGUUGGUAGUAAUUCCAAAAAAUAAUAAACUUAGACACUCAAUGAAACAAGAAAGAGUGAAAAUUUGUAAUAAAGUAGACCAAAUACCUCAAAUAAUCAAGUCCCAAUUCUACAAUUAAAUAAUUUUAACAGAGGAGCUAAUAAUAAUAGUAUUAUGCCCAAUCCUACUACAUACUAGUCAAUUGCCAACAAAUAAAAUGCACUUUAAAAUUUAGAUAGUCAUAGAGAAAUUUAAAGAUAAAAUUUAAUCAGAUAAGCUGAAAAUUAUUUAAAUAAUAACAAUAAUUACAGUGGUUCAACCACACCUAUUUAGCAAAAUGAAAAGGGUUCAAGUAGAAUGGAGCUAAUAGGAUAAGAUGAUUAUUAGAAUUCACCUGAUCCAACAUAAAGAGAGUCUAAUCCUUUUAGAAUAUUAUAAGACUAUAGAAUGAGAAUAAUAGGAGUAAAUGAUUUUGAUGAAGACAUAUUGAAAUCAAUUUCUCAUCCAGAAACAUUAUCAAGAGAUUAUUCAAAGAGUGAAUACUAAAAAAUGAAAUAAAUAUUUACAAGAGGACAAUCUAAUUCUAGACUUUAAACACAUCCUUUAAAGCAACAUGGAAAUAACAACGUUUCUCAAUAAAAGCUUGACAGCAAUCAAAAUGUCAUCCUUUGA